AUGUCGAGGAGAAAGAGGUCUCAGGAAGCUGCCAGAGAGCGCGCUGCAAAGCGUAUUAAAGAGCAGGAUGCAUUAUUGGAUAAUCAUCUGUUUCAAAAUGCAAUGGAUAUUCCAGAGGAUAAUACAACUGAAUAUUAUGAAGAGAAUCCUCAAAAUCCUCAAAAUCCAAUUGAUAAGCUAUGGGAUGAUGAGGAACAGGACUACGAGAUGAAACCACGAAAACUACAAGGAUAUGAAGAAGAUGUUGUUGAAGGUCUUCCAAUAAAAAUAAAUGGUAAAGUGGAAAGAAAAAUGCUAAAGAAGAACUCCCCCAAGAAUGAAGAGGAUAAUAUGGAGUCCGAUGAAGCAUCUGAUGAUGCGACCUCUGAUAAUAGCGGUUCAGAUAUAGAUGGUGGAGAUGAACCUAAUGAGGAAGUAGACACCGAAGAAAAGAUAGUCCAGUUGAAGGAAGAAAUCGCAGAGUUGGUGGAGAAUAUUAUGGAAGAACCUGAAGAAAACGUUUCGUCAUUGUCGCGUCUUUGCAGAAUGUCGGAAUCAAGAAAUCCAAAUACUUGCAAGUUUUCGAUGUUGGCGUUAGUCCCGGUUUUCAAGAGUAUCAUACCUGGGUACAGAAUAAGGCCACUGACGGAAACAGAGAAACGAGAAAGAGUUUCUAGAGAUGUUGCAAAACUUAGAAACUUUGAACAGACACUUGUUUCAUGUUAUAAGAACUAUAUCGAGAAUUUGAAAAAGCUGUCAAAAGUCCCAAAUAGUGAGGUUAAAGUCAAAGUUUCUUUGGGUAUCCUUGCCACUCAAGCAGCUAAUGAGCUAGCAUCGAAUGGAGCACAUUUCAACUUCAGAAAGGAGGUAUUUUCAAUAUUAAUUCGCCGCGUCAGUAAGCCAAAUUUGUCCGCUGACCCUAUUGCCGCAAAGACAAUCAAAACUCUGGAGUUAUUACUAAGCGAAGACGAUGAUGGUUUGAUUUCAUUUGAUAUUGUUCAAAUUCUUUGUAAAACAGUAAAGCUGAGGAAAUAUAAUGUUGAAGAGUCCGUUCUUAACAUAUUACUUUCUCUAGAUAUUCUACAAGAUUAUGAUCCUAACACGAAGGCAGAAAAGGAGGCUUCUCAAGUUAAAUUGAAGAAGAAAGAUAGGGUACACUUAUCAAAGAAGCAGAAGAAAGCAAGAAAAGAAAUGAAACAAAUCGAGGAAGAAAUGGAAAAAGCAGAACAGGCAGUUACGGCUGAAGAAAGAGAAAAGAAUCAAGGAGAAAUUUUGAAAUUGGUCCUUUCCUUAUACUUGAAUACCCUGAAGUUUGAAAUUUCGUCACUUGUGGCCCCCGUCUUGGAGGGUCUCGUUAAGUUUGGGAACAUGGCCAAUUUCGAACUUCUGGGCGAUUUCCUAGAAGUUAUGAAAGAGCUUCUUCUAGAUGCAAAAAAGGAUGCUUUAUCACCCUCAGAAAUCAGAAAAACAGUUCUCCUUAUCGUCGGUGCUUUCUCCAUCGUAUCGAAUCAAAAUCAAAUGAAAGUUCACAUAGAUCUUUCGGUGUUUGUUGACGGCCUGUAUGCUUUGCUACCAUACAUAUCAUUGGAUGCCGACAUAGAACUCUCUCAUAAGUCUUUACGCUUGGCUGAUCCACUCAACAAUGAAAUUUUAAAGCCUUUGGUGAAUCAUUCAACUACGGCUGAACUACUUCUGAAAGCUCUUGAUCACAUAUUUUUUAGAUCAAGAUCUGGUACAAAACUGAGAGCACUUGCUUUUACAAAAAGAAUAUAUACAUGUGUUGCACAAACGCCAGAAAAAACCUCAAUCGCUCUCCUGAAAUUUUUGGAAAAACUGAUUAAUAGGUAUCCGGAAGUUGGAGCAUUAUAUUCGACUGACGAUAGGGUUGGAAAUGGAAAUUUCAACAUGGAGGCUGAUAAUGUCUUCAGAAGCAAUGCAGAAGGAGCGAUUCUAUGGGAAAACAACAUUUUGGUUCAUCAUUAUUGUCCAGUAGUAGCUCAAGGCUUACGUUCUUUAGCAAAUCGUUCUAAGGAGUUCGCGAAGUAG
Molecule: messenger RNA, 2025 nt
Organism: Zygotorulaspora mrakii
Lineage: Eukaryota; Fungi; Ascomycota; Saccharomycetes; Saccharomycetales; Saccharomycetaceae
Gene: NOC3
Product: Noc3p
Exons: 1
Coding region: 1-2025 (674 amino acids)
Biological process (GO): DNA replication initiation
Cellular component (GO): nucleolus
Molecular function (GO): chromatin binding
Source: RefSeq, a predicted model, not a curated record